This is a messenger RNA of Columba livia (rock pigeon), 1606 nucleotides long. It is a transcript of the gene ENO3, whose product is annotated as enolase 3. Lineage: Eukaryota; Metazoa; Chordata; Aves; Columbiformes; Columbidae. The record is from RefSeq and is a predicted model, not a curated record. Gene Ontology annotation, molecular function: phosphopyruvate hydratase activity; magnesium ion binding. Gene Ontology annotation, cellular component: phosphopyruvate hydratase complex. Gene Ontology annotation, biological process: glycolytic process.
ACGCCUGGGUCCCCCGCGGUGUCCCCUCCCCCCGCCGGACGCCUGGGUCCCGAACUUGUCCCUGGUCCCUUGGGGGGGAGGGGGGGCUGGGGGGGCUUGGGCAUAAAUAGCCCCUGGGGACCCUCCAGGGGGCAGGACCCAGCGGAACCAGCGCAACCAUGUCCAUCCAGAAAAUCGUGGCCCGGGAGAUCCUGGACUCGCGGGGAAACCCCACGGUGGAGGUGGAUCUGCACACGGCCAAGGGGCGCUUUCGCGCCGCCGUCCCCAGCGGCGCCUCCACCGGGAUCCACGAGGCCCUGGAGCUGCGGGACGGGGACAAGAGCCGCUACCUGGGCAAAGGCGUCCUCAAGGCCGUUGAGCACAUCAACAAGACCAUCGGCCCCGCGCUGCUGGAGAAGAAAAUCAGUGUGGUGGAGCAGGAGAAGAUCGACAAGCUCAUGAUCGACCUGGACGGCACCGAGAACAAAUCCAAGUUCGGGGCGAACGCCAUCCUGGGCGUCUCAUUGGCCGUUUGCAAGGCGGGCGCGGCCGAGAAGGGCGUCCCCCUGUACCGGCACAUCGCGGACCUCGCCGGCAACGCCGAGCUCAUCCUGCCCGUGCCGGCCUUCAACGUGAUCAACGGGGGCUCGCACGCGGGGAACAAGCUGGCGAUGCAGGAGUUCAUGGUGCUGCCGGUGGGCGCGUCCUCGUUCCGCGACGCCAUGCGCAUCGGCGCCGAGGUCUACCACAGCCUCAAGGGCGUCAUCAAGGCCAAGUACGGCAAGGACGCCACCAACGUGGGCGACGAGGGCGGCUUCGCGCCCAACAUCCUGGAGAACAACGAAGCGCUGGAGCUGCUCAAGGCCGCCAUCGGGCAGGCCGGCUACCCCGACAAGGUGGUGAUCGGCAUGGACGUGGCGGCCUCCGAGUUCUGCCGGGACGGCAAGUACGACCUGGACUUCAAAUCCCCCCCGGACCCCAAGCGGCUCAUCGGGGAGCAGCUGGGGCAGCUCUACCAGAGCUUCAUCAAGGACUACCCGGUGGUGUCCAUCGAGGACCCGUUUGACCAGGACGACUGGGAGGGCUGGCGCCGCUUCCUGGGCCAGGUGGGGAUCCAGGUGGUCGGGGACGACCUGACGGUGACGAACCCCAAACGCAUCCAGCGCGCGGCCGAGCUCGGCGCCUGCAACUGCCUGCUGCUCAAGGUCAACCAGAUCGGCUCCGUCACCGAGUCCAUCCAGGCGUGCAAGCUGGCGCAGAGCCACGGCUGGGGGGUGAUGGUGAGUCACCGCUCCGGCGAGACGGAGGACACGUUCAUCGCCGACCUGGUGGUGGGACUGUGCACGGGGCAGAUCAAGACGGGCGCCCCCUGUCGCUCCGAGCGCUUGGCCAAGUACAACCAGCUCAUGAGGAUCGAGGAAGAACUUGGGGACAAGGCCAAGUUCGCCGGACGCAAAUUCCGCAACCCCCGCGCCAAGUAGGACCCGCGGGGCCACCGAGACCCCUCCGGGGCCACCGACCCCCUGGGGCCACCAAGACCCCUCUGGGGCCACCGAGACACCCCCGAGGACACCGACCCCCUGGGGCCACCGAGACCCCCCCCCCAAUAAAGCUCUGGAACACGCUU